Otolemur garnettii (small-eared galago) is the source of this 1089-nucleotide messenger RNA. RefSeq names its product citrate synthase lysine methyltransferase (gene CSKMT). Lineage: Eukaryota; Metazoa; Chordata; Mammalia; Primates; Galagidae. The coding region runs from base 59 to 994 and encodes 311 amino acids. The transcript has 3 exons. The record is from RefSeq and is a predicted model, not a curated record.
GGGCGUGUGGACCCUCCUUUUCUUGGCGGGGCCCGGGUGUGUAGUCCCGUACCCCGUUAUGUGCGGAGGUAGAGGGAAAGGGCUCUGGCCCACUCGGCGUCAUGUCUUCGGUGCCGGCGGCUUCCCGUCUGCCGGUCCUAUCCUCAAACGCCGGGACACUGCGUUUCUUGGAACUGCGCAGAACCGAGAUCCAGCGGGCUCCUUCUCGGGGUCUGCGGACGCCGCUGCCUCUGGAGUGUCCUAUCCCCUCUCGCCUGCGUUGAAACCAAUAAAGGCCGUUUCUGCUGAAGUCCGUUUGUAUCUGCGUUUUAUAUUCCGAGGCUGCAGAGUUCCGGGAGGCUGUACCCUGGCUGGUAGCUGCCUGGCACACCGCUGCCUCUGGGAUCGACUCCAUGCCCAGCCUCGUCUAGGCAGUGUCCCCACCUUCGACUGGUUCUUUGGAUACGAGGAAGUUCAGGGGCUCCUACUGCCCUUGCUGAAGGAAACACAGGCUGCAAGUCCACUGCGGGUGCUGGAUGUGGGCUGUGGAACCUCUAGUUUGUGCACUGGCCUCUACACCAAAUCCCCAUACCCAGUGGAUGUGCUGGGGGUGGACUUCUCUCCUGUGGCUGUGGCCCACAUGAACAACCUCCUGGAGGGUGGCCAAAGUCAAACACGUCUCUGCCCUGGGCACCCUGCCUCCUGCCUGCGUUUCAUACAGGCUGAUGCCCAGAACCUGGGACCUGUGGCCUCCACAGGCUCCUUCCAGCUACUGUUGGACAAGGGUACCUGGGAUGCUGUUGCCCGAGCUGGUCUGCCUGGGGCUUACCAGCUGCUAUCAGAAUGUCUUAGGGUCCUAAGCCCCCAGGGUACUCUGAUUCAGUUCUCAGAUGAGGACCCUGAUGUGCGGCUCCCCUGCCUAGAGCAAGGAUCCCAAGGCUGGACUGUGACUGUACAGGAGCUGGGCCCCUUCAGGGGUAUCACCUACUUUGCUUAUUUGGUUCAGGGCUCUUAGUAAAGACAUUUUAGUCCGACCCUAAUUGGUGUUUCUGUUAAGCAAAGAAGGCUGGAAAGAGCAUUGUCUUUGCAAAAUACAUGACUGGAAAAUAA